UAAGAUAAACACAGCGUUGCGUCAUUGUUAUUGUGGCUCUCUAAACUCCCAGCUGCUUACAGACAUUUCACCUUCAUUCGAGCUUCUACAACCGCAAAAGAACGAAAACCACAACGCGAAAAUGUCGAUUCAAAAGGACGUUUCCUCUGACGAGAGUUUGCAAGGUUCCUGGGUUGAGCUGCACUUCAGCGGGAACGGGUCUCAGGGGACCUUUCAUCGAGGAGGCCAGGAGCAGAUCUCCACGUCCAGCCAAGAGGGCGACGUGGAGCGAAUGCUGCUGGAAGCACAACAUGAGUCAGGCAGAAGCAGCUCGAGAGGAAGCUCUCAGUGCAACAGCCCUCUCAGAUCACAGACCCCUCUUCUGGUGUGGAGAGGCUCAGAGGGGAACAGCUCACAGUCUGAUGAAGACUUCCAGGAGAGACGGCGGGAGGUGGAGAACCUGAUGAAGAAAAACGCUGACUGGAUCUGGGACUGGUCCAGCCGACCGGAAAACAGCCCUCCAAAGGAGUUCCUGCUGAAGCGCCCCAAGUGUGCGUCCUCUCUCAGCAUAAGGAACACCAGCGUCAUGAAAAAGGGAGGCAUCCUGUCCGCCGACUUUCUCAAGCUUUUCCUUCCUUCGUUAAUCAUUUCUCACAUACUUGCUGUCGGCCUAGGGAUUUACAUUGGGAAGCGCCUUACUUCCCAUAACACCUACUAAAGAUGGCGGUGAUCGGUUGCGCACCUUCCGUUGAAAACAGCUAAGCAUGCCUUAAAAAUGAGAAACCUUGAAGUGGGCGAGGAAAAGUGACUUUUUCUCAGCAAAUUUGCAGCCUAAACCUUUGAACACAGCAAUCCGCUGCACCACCGUUCUGCUGCUUUAUGCUCCUGUAAUCUGCAUGCUAAGUAAGGAACUGACUGGUACUCAUGUUCAAAUUAAUCUUUGAGAUCAUGUGCUGUGAAAUUUUUUUUUUUUUUUAGAUCAACAAAUAUAUAAGGGAAUUUUUUCUUUUAUGCAUAUAAUGAAUCAAAAGCUCCACUUAUAGAUGAAUAAACAGUUAUAGUGAAUUGUGGGUUGUUUUAUUUCUACAAAAAAAGAAAAAAAAAUGGAAAUCAUGCCAGAAUUUAAAGUAAAACCAACCAUGCAGAUGAACACAAUUAAAAUUUUAUUGAACUUUGGUCAAAAUAAUAAGUGAAUACAUUGCCACCAUGUUAGGAAUCAAUGGACAAAGACAAUGCAUUAUGUGUUUUAAUGUCAUCAUUAUAUGUUCUGCGUAGUCCACCUUCAUUUCUGCAUUUCAAUUUGGAUGGCAUCCCUAUAAAUGAAUAAGGGCACAUGUAUGAGGCCUGUCUUUUAUUUUCCUACAGGAUUCUGAGGCACUCCAUCACAGAGAGAAACUGUGCAAUCUUCCUCCUUCGCGUUUCCAUAGACGGCCACAUAUAGCAGCAGUGUAUGAGGACAUAACUCUAGAAAAUAGGAUUUACAAAUAAUGCACAUGAGGUUCGUUAAAAACGCUUGGGGAUGUUAAAAGUCGUAGCUGUCACUGAUAGAAGUAGGUAUUUAAGGCUGCAGAUUCCCUUUGUCCUGGACCCAUUCAGCUUCGCCUCUCCACAGAAACACAUAAUGAGCCGUUUCCAAAAACCGAUGGCCCCGAAUACUAUUCCCAUUUUCGUUGAGAUCUGCUCAAUAGACAGUGGUGUGACUGGACAUUUUCCACCUCUCUACAACAUAAAAAACAUGCAAAGCAAUAAACAUGUUUUAAUACAUACUUCUAAAUUUAAAAACACAUCUGUAGUUUUAGUUUCUUUUUAUUAUGUGGAUGACAAGGUGUAUUUAAGUAGAUACAGUCAGUGAAGUUAUAUCACCUGUAUUAACUGGGGUAAAAUAAGAGGGUGGGGGAUGGGGAGAAACAAGUCCACUUUCCAAAUUCACGGCCCACGAGUUCGGCCUAAAGGAUGAGGCCAAACGCGGGAAUGCUAAGCAUUAUUCCGUGCCUGAGGACCCCGAAGUCUUCGACAAGACGCCGUUAUAAAGAUGUUAAACUGUGAAAUGAAGGCUUAAAAUGUCAACAAAAACAACAGCAACUUUCAAGAGUUUGACCUCUACUGGUUUCCGUCAAUUAGACCUGAAUGGGGCUUUCCGGGAUGGGGAGGGAAGGGGAGGCAUGUUGAUUGCCCUGGUUGCCACAGGCGAAAAUCAACCUAAGCUCAGACUCGAAAUAAAACAGCCUCCUGUGGCAAAAAAAAAA
Oryzias melastigma (Indian medaka) is the source of this 2225-nucleotide messenger RNA. It is a transcript of the gene bnip4, whose product is annotated as BCL2 interacting protein 4. Gene Ontology annotation, cellular component: mitochondrial envelope; nucleus; mitochondrial outer membrane. The record is from RefSeq and is a predicted model, not a curated record. Gene Ontology annotation, biological process: mitochondrial outer membrane permeabilization; positive regulation of apoptotic process. NCBI's taxonomy places the organism in Eukaryota, Metazoa, Chordata, Actinopteri, Beloniformes, Adrianichthyidae. The coding region runs from base 122 to 697 and encodes 191 amino acids. The transcript is spliced from 6 exons.